AUGGGUAGCUUGAAUCUCUCAGAUCGGCUCAGUGGGAGAUGGCUGAUCACUGUCAUCACUGUCGCAAAUGCUUGCUCGAUGGCAUGGUUUGGCUAUGAUCAAGGUGUCUUCUCAGGAGUUUUAAUCUCAGCCGACUUCAAGAAACACUUCCCCCAGACGAAAGAGUCAAAUAUCUCCGGCAUUACGUCGAGUUGUUUCUCUCUCGGAGCCUUUUUCGGCGCUAUCUUUGCGUUCACCCUCGGCGACAGAUUCGGUCGAAAGAAGACAAUUACUCUCGGCUUGGUGUGCAACACCAUUGGUGCAGUUCUCCAGAUUGUCUCCUGGCAUUUGCCGCAGUUGAUCGUUGGCCGUAUUAUUAAUGGCUUUGGUAUGGGGCUGACUUCGUCAACGUGCCCUGUUUACCAAGCCGAGUGCUCCAAACCACGAGUUCGUGGAAAGCUCGUGGUAGUCGGUUCUCUAUCCAACACGGCAGCCUUUUGUCUAUCCAACUGGAUGAACUAUGGUUUAUUUUUCCAAGGCGAGGCCCUACAGUGGAGGUUCCCUUUAGGAUUUCAACUCAUAUUCCCAUGCAUCGUGGUUGGUGCACUGAUAUUUGUUCCCGAGUCUCCGAGAUGGCUUCUUCUCCAAGAUCGACACGAGGAGGCGCUCGCGGUGAUCGCGAGACUGGAGGGUAAAAGGAAGGAUGUUCACGAUCCAGAUGUGACUGCUCAAUUCUUAUCCAUACGGUCCGCCCUCGAGGUUGAGCGUCAAAGUCAGGUACCGAUGGCGGAUGUCUUGAUGUGCCGCGACAAGACACAAAACCUCCGUCGGCUGCUCUUGUCCUGUGGUACUCAGUUCAUGCAGCAAUUUAGCGGCGUGAAUACGCUUGGAUAUUAUCUUCCGACUCUCUUGCAGGAAAGUGUUGGACUCGGAGAAGAGGAGAGUCGCUUGCUCACUGCUGUCAAUGGCACAACGUAUCUAUUCUCCGCAUUUUGUUGUCUGGCAAUUAUUGAUCGCUUUGGACGUCGCAAGCUAAUGCUCUAUGGCUCGGUAACUAUGGGGGCAUGUUAUCUUAUUGCUGCAAUGUGCCUUAGAACUGGCGAGGGCGAUCCUUCACGAAAACAACAGAUGGGACGAGUGACAACUGCCAUGUUCUUUUUGUAUUACUUCUUCUAUGGAACAAGUUUUGCCAAAGUCCCGUGGGUCUAUAACUCCGAGGUGAACUCUCUGGGCUGGCGCACUCGAGGUGCUGCCGCAGCCACGGCAACAAACUGGAUGGGCGGAUUCAUCGUGACGCAGUUCACUAGUGUUGGUGUCAAUACCUUACACUGGAGGUUCUAUCUGAUCUUCGCUAUUAUUGCCUGGUCCUUUUUCCCUACAAUCUUCUGCCUCUACCCGGAAACUUCACGACGUACCUUGGAGGACAUGGACGAAAUUUUCAUCCGACAUCCCUCGCCGAUUGUGUGUGGCAAGCAAGAGCUGACCCAACGUAAGCGGCCACAGACAUUUGUCGACGCAGAAAGGGAUCGUAUUAUGGAGAACAGAGAAUUUGGAAAAGAAACAGUCAAAGAGGGAACGACAGCGCACUACGAGCACGUAUAA
This is a messenger RNA of Penicillium mononematosum, 1581 nucleotides long. RefSeq names its product sugar porter family MFS transporter. Gene Ontology annotation, molecular function: carbohydrate:proton symporter activity. NCBI's taxonomy places the organism in Eukaryota, Fungi, Ascomycota, Eurotiomycetes, Eurotiales, Aspergillaceae. Gene Ontology annotation, biological process: transmembrane transport; carbohydrate transport. The record is from RefSeq and is a predicted model, not a curated record. Bases 1 to 1581 code for a protein of 526 amino acids. Gene Ontology annotation, cellular component: membrane. The transcript has 6 exons.